Planococcus citri (citrus mealybug) is the source of this 3691-nucleotide messenger RNA. Its product is annotated as UDP-glycosyltransferase UGT5-like. Gene Ontology annotation, molecular function: UDP-glycosyltransferase activity. The record is from RefSeq and is a predicted model, not a curated record. Lineage: Eukaryota; Metazoa; Arthropoda; Insecta; Hemiptera; Pseudococcidae. The coding region runs from base 792 to 2354 and encodes 520 amino acids. The transcript is spliced from 4 exons.
UUUAAUUUUUUCACAUUUUUAUUUCAAAGAUUUCGAAUACAGGCAAUUAGGUUACCUAAUCAAAACAGGAAGCUGAAAUUUAGUCAAUAUCCUAUUUUUUAAAACCUUUUUUGGUUUAAUUAGGACCACUUAGGUGGGCCUUUCUGGAGCCUUUAGAAAAAUUUAUGAUUUUUUAAAAAUCCAUUCGGAAGUAGAAUGUUUAAAACACGAACCUAGACCAAAUUUCAAAUCUCCUCCUAAAAUUGAUCAAUGCCAAGACCUUCCAAUUAGAAAAAAUGAGGAAGGUUUCAUAAAAUUAGUUAAAAACUCACAGGGUAAAAAUUAAAUCAUAUGAAUGACGAUGCUCAGCCCUUCCCCCCCUCCCGGCCAUUCUUUCUAAAGCCCAAUCAAUCUGAAAAAAAUCCUUCAAGAGGAAAAAGUUGCAAUUUAGAAAAAAAAUGAAAACAAGAAUACUUCGCAAAAUUUAUGGGUACUUAAAUGAGAAGUUAAACAAAUAUGUGGCAGAAGGUCAACUCAUUGCGGUUUUAGAAAAUCUUAAUGCAUACUGCUGAAAAAGUAUCUGUAAAAACCUUAUCAGUGCUUAUCUCACGUAAGGUUUAUCUUUUACGCGGACGUUUAUGAUGUUUAAUUACUACUAAAAAAAUUGAAAAUAGACCAUAAGUUAACGAAAACAACCUUAACCUUGAAUGUUAUUAACACUUUAAAUUUAACAAUUCGCAAUCAUUUAAAAUUUUUCAAUUCAUUUGAGCCCAGUUUAAUAAAAAACUGCUUGAGGCAACGACGCGAUCGAAAUGUACAAGUGCACGCGAUACGUAAUAUUGUUGUUGCUAUUCUCGUCAUCAUCGUUAUGUGCCAAUAUUCUGGGACUUUUUCCAGCCAAAUUCAAAAGUCACUACAUCGUGAUAGAUUCGGUAAUGACGGAAUUGGCCAAACGUGGACAUAAUGUAACGGUAGUUAACGCGUUUCCAAAAUCUCGCCCUAUGGGUAAUUUUACCGAUAUCGAUGUAAGUGCUUGUGAUCAAUUACCAGACGAUGUUUUCUCUAUGGACGAAGCGUACAAAGAAUUCAACACUAUUCACGGACUAGGAAUUUUGUUCGAAUUGGCUGCAUUUUUCGAACCCCUGAUCGCAUGCGAAAGUGUACAGCAGCUGUUACGAUCCGAUCAAUCGUUCGAUUUAAUCAUAACUGAGAUCUUUCAUACGGACGUGAUGCUCGCAUUGACGGAUAAAUUCAAAGCACCUCAUAUGGCUUUUGUGAUGAACCCGCUGUUUCCUUGGGCCGCUGAAAGGAUAGGCAAUCCUUGGAAUCCGAGUUACAUAAGCCUUCCAUUCACUGAUUACCCGAUGGAUCAGAAAAAUCCAACAUUUAGUCAACGAUUUUGGAACACGGUGUAUAGCUUUUACGGUGCAUACAAACAUUACGAAACUAACCUGCAGAAUGAGAAAAUGGCCAGAAAAUAUUUCAAUAACAAGAUACCGCUCAGCGAAAUCGCUAAGAAUACCAGUUUGAUUCUGUCGUUCUCGCAUUUUAGCUUCAAUGGACCCGUUCCACUGUUACCAAAUGUUAUCGAAAUCGGUGGCGUGCAGAUAAGACCAGCAAAACCGUUACCCGAGGAUAUUCAAAAAUUCAUCGACGAAUCCGAACACGGAGUUAUUUACUUUAGUAUGGGAUCUUUGCUUAGGAUGGACACUUUCCCUGAUCAUAAACGAAUUGCAUUCUUCAACGCGUUCGCCAAAGUACCUCAAAGAGUCAUAUGGAAGUGGGGAAAAAGUCACUUUCCACACGAAUCUAAUAAGAUUCUCGUCAAGUCGUGGUUGCCACAGAGAGAUAUAUUGGCCCAUCCAAAAGUGAAACUUUUCAUAGGCCAUGGCGGAGCUCUGGGUUUAAACGAAGCCAUCUACGAGAAAGUUCCUGUUCUAGGCAUACCGAUGUAUUCUGAUCAAACGACCAAUUUACACGCAUUACAAUCCCAAGGAGUAGCUGAAAUCCUCCACUACACAGAUAUUGAUAACGACACAGUUCUUGCUAAAAUUAAGCAAGUCUUACAGCCAGAAUACUCGAUUAAUAUGAAAAAAGUAUCAGAAAUAUUUAAAGAUAGACCUAUGUCUGCAAUGGAUACUGCGAUUUACUGGAUCGAAUACGUGAUACGGCAUAAGGGAGCUCCUCAUUUACGCUCAGCUGUUGCAGAUUUACAUUAUUAUCAAUACUUACUUCUAGACGUUAUCGCUUUUCUUCUUCUUGUCAUCUUUGGUGGAAUAUUUUUGGCGUACUACGUUAUGAAGAAAUUCUUAUCAUUUUUCAAUCCGAUACCAUCUUCUGACUCUAGAAAGAAAAAUGUUAAAAAAUACCAAUAGAUAAGGUAGGAGUAGUACGAUUGAAUUUAUUUUUUGAAAUCUCGUUUCUUUCAUUUUUUUUCCUAGUCAUUUUAGCUCUGUUUUGAAAACGAGAUUAGAAGUAGGUAUUAUUUCGAAAAUUGAUGAAUUUUGGUAUCAUUUAUUUUUUUUUCAACACCAGAAUUAUGAUAAGGUAGGUAUAGAAAAUUUCAGGAGUUCUUUUUUUUAUUUUUUUUUAAAUACCCGGAUUUAAAAAUUGACUUUCUGUUUUUUUUUUUAUUUUUUUAAAUUAGGUACCUACCUUGUAGAUUUUUUGGAAAGAAAUACAUAUCUUGAAAUGAGAAUUUUCAUGAAAAGUGACGAGCCUUCCUCACGUGUUCUUUUUUAAGCCCUCUUUUUUUACCGUGAGGUAUUUUUUGGAGGAGGGGAGGGGAGGAGAAUUUCCCUUUUCGAGUCUAAUCCUAGGUGUCUACUUCACGUUGUAAAAAUGUCUAUCACUGGUUCGACCUCGGCUUAUCGUCGAUUCGAAAAAGGAAAAAAAUGUGGUUUCCAAACAUUUGUACAAUUUGAGUACAUUGAUCGAUGCGAUAAAAAUGAAGUUUUGUUGAUACAUUUAUCACCGAACACAAAACACCUCGCGAGUAUGUACCUACGUUCACGUCGAUAAUUUAGCUAUUUUACGAUUUUUACUGGCACUCUUUAUACGUGUACUUUUCAUAUACCGUACCUAUCUCUAGGCUAUUAUUUCUUAUACAGAUUGCAUAUUGAAGUUUUGCGUUGGACAAAAACGUAUUAUUUUUUUCAAAAUCAUAAUUUCAAAACAAUGGGUAACAUUUCAUCAUUAUUUCUUAUUUCUGCUGGUGAAUCCAGCAAACACCACGCAUUGUUUUAUUUACUUCGGUAUCAUUUUUCGAUUUCCAACCUAUAACGCCUGGUUAUCUAAUCCUUGAAACCAGCCAAUAGUGACGUUUACCACGCACACGUCGACGAUGACCAAUAAUUAUUAUCAGUUUGGGUACUUUUUUUUUUUUCUUUAAACGAAGAAAGUUAACGCUGAAAGGAAAAAGUUCUGAAUAUGGUUUCCUUUUCUGUCACUUCUAUUACGUUGGUAAUGUCCAAUAAUUAAUACGGUUUAUUAGUUUUCCAUUUCAAGUGCUCUUUUGUAUAGAAAAAAAAUCAUUUAUUUUUCGCCAGCACCGUUGCGUUAUUCGUAGUUAUUUUAACGUAAUUUAAUUUAUUUUUAAAAUUUUUAAUUGGUGAAAAUACAACAAGCAAAAAGUGAUAUUUCUGUGAUUCGAUAAGUUUAAUACAAAUUAAGUGCACUGUAAAUAUAAAUUAUAUCGAUUUUAUUUGAAAAA